This is a messenger RNA of Schistosoma intercalatum, 1641 nucleotides long. NCBI's taxonomy places the organism in Eukaryota, Metazoa, Platyhelminthes, Trematoda, Strigeidida, Schistosomatidae. The record is from the annotation of a GenBank genome assembly.
CUUUCAAAGACGUUAUUUAUAAUCGCUCUUGAGAGAGGUUUUAGUCUAUGUGCAGAACGAGCGUUUGACAAUGUCUGUAUCUAGUGGACGUAAUCCAAAGGGUUACUAUCAACGGAGUCUCAACAGUAAGGAUCAUACAUUUAGGAAAUAUGGUCGUUCACUGCUCAAUCCAAAAUCUAUUUUCAAUAAUAUUGAUUUAGUCAGUUCUUCAAUAAAAACAGAGAAACAUUGGAACCAAAUCAGUCUACACUCUAAAAAGGAACCACGAAUUACGCUACCGGUGAAACCGACGGGAUAUAAAAGUUCAAUACUUAUACAGAGGAAAAAAUCAAGGAAUACUGCCGUUAAAAGUGAUGUCAAGGAAAAGCAUAAUCAGGUUUCAAAAUGUGAAAAACUGUCAAGUCAGACAGAAGUAUCCCUUCUAAUAAGUACAGACAAAAGUAAAUCACCUGAUCUUCGACACAUACCUAUAUGGUUGCGGAAGUCAUUGAAGUUUGUACAAAAUUGUUUUCUUGAGGCUCCUCCGAAAUUAACAGACAGUUCUCCCCAUAAUGCUAACAAAGAGGAUGGAAACGCUCCACCGAAUACAUUUCAAGUUGUUCAUAAGUCACUUAAAAGUGCUAAAGCUAAUAUAUCAGAUAAUCUCGAAGAAAUCUUCUCGAAAUUGGGUUUAGAACAAUGGAUAAAAGAGUACGAAAAUGCCCAUGAUGAAAGUGUGAAUGAAAACUCAUCCAAAGAUCAACAUAUCAUUAGCAGUUGUUCAAGACAAAUAACUUCAAAUUUAACCCACUCAAACCAGAAUGAAUGCCUAUUGAAAAAACGAUUAAGGAAAGAAUCAUAUGAAGAGGAUCACUUACAGGGGCAAUUGGUAAGUCCAAACACUAUCGAAAAUCAAUCAAAAUCUUGUCCAUCGGAUUCAGAAAAACAAAGCAAAGACAAAAAGACUCGGUUUUCGUUGCAAGAUAAACUAAAUACACCAUUACUACUAACCUCCAAUGACAAGAUACACCAUACGAGUUUGGACUUAUUAUCUCUUGAAGUAUUUGAUCGGCUACAAGGAAAUUGGUCAACAAAUUCCAAAUCCCCUAGUUUGGUAAGUAAUAAAGGAUUUAGCCAAAUAGGUAUACACGGCAGACCGACAGUGCUUAAAAACAAUCAUCAUGAAUACCCAAUAGGGUCAUGUUACCCAAGAAGUCCAUCUAAUUGCAGUAAAUGUCUUAAUGAGCUCCCAACGGUUGAAAAACAAAAUCAUGACGCUGUUUUGAAACAAAACAUUAUAAGGUGUGAUGACAUAAAUUUCGGUCUCAUAGGCAGAAAUGAAGUUGGACCUGAAAGCCAGAAAAUACAUCACUGGUUAGAUGAAAAUACAUACUUGAGUGGUUUGUGCCAACCAGCGUUAGCAGAUACUUGUAACAAAAAAAGGAAACACACAAUUUCACAUAAGUCUGAUGUAAAAGAUGUCGAUCAACAAGAAAAUACAAAACAUAUGGAUUCUGCUUUGAACAUCGUCUCUCCGCCUAUGCACCCAAUCUGGGAUACACCCGAAGAUCUCCGAACAUCAUCACUUACUGACUUUCUUCGCUUAUAAGACUUUUACCUAUUAUGGAUUCACUUAUUUAAAUGGUAUAAAUGUUCGACUGG